Rhipicephalus microplus (southern cattle tick) is the source of this 693-nucleotide messenger RNA. RefSeq lists its product as uncharacterized. NCBI's taxonomy places the organism in Eukaryota, Metazoa, Arthropoda, Arachnida, Ixodida, Ixodidae. The record is from RefSeq and is a predicted model, not a curated record.
AUGGAUGCUUGGGUUAUUGUGCUACCUGCCCUCGUGGCAGUUGCCUCCGCCGGGCUUUUCGGUGGCGGAGGAGGAGGCGGAUUCGGCGGCGGUGGCGGUUUCGGCGGCGGUGGUGGUUUCGGCGGUGGAGGCGGCUUUGGAGGCGGCGGCGGCGGCGGCGGUGGCCACAUCAUCUCCUCAUCCGUCUCCUAUGUCGCCAAACCCGUGGUCAGCGUCGGCUACGUUGCCAAGCCCGUGGUCAGCUACGUCGCCAAGCCCGUUACGACGGUGACACAUGCGCUCAAGCCGGUGCUCACCUACACCAUCUCCAGUGGUGGUGGAGGAUUCGGGGGAGGCGGCGGUGGAUUCGGUGGAGGCGGAUUCGGUGGUGGCGGAUUCGGCGGAGGCGGUGGCUUCGGAGGCGGUGGUGGCGGCGGCGGCCACGGCGGAUGGGACUGGUGGUGAAAAGAGAGCCACCUGCUAGCCAACGGGUAUUUCUCUAUUUGAUCAAUCUGUCGUGGGAUGCUGCACCUUCAGCGAUGAAAAGGUCCCUACCGACCAACCACAAGCCAGCAAACGCUGCCAAAGACGCUGCCAAAACCAGCGUGUCUACAGUGCCUUCAGGAAAAACGAAUGAUACUCCACUGCAGGAAGUUUCAGAGACUCAACUUCGGGUACCUGUCAAUAAAGCUUUUUUUGUUGUUUCAAAAGUUA